AUGUUGAGCAACAAACAACAGCACAAAAAAGCAGAUUUCGUUGCGUUUGUUUUGAUGGUGUUUCUGGAAUUUGCUAAAGUUUCACUUUUGCCUAGUUUAAGUGAUUUUAGUUGUUGCCUUUUCUUCCUUGGAUUUCAAGAUUUCAAUCGAGCACAAAGUUUUACAGAGAAUUAUCAUGAAGCUUACUUGAUUUCAAUUAAAGAGACGUCAGUUGUAGAUUUUCCAUCUUUCGUGAUGGCAUGA
Molecule: messenger RNA, 243 nt
Organism: Clunio marinus
Lineage: Eukaryota; Metazoa; Arthropoda; Insecta; Diptera; Chironomidae
Source: the annotation of a GenBank genome assembly